CGCAGUACAGGUUGGGCAUUAGUGCGCAUGCGCAUGGGUGUCCGGGAUUGGUGUCCGGGAUUGAGUGCGCAUGCGCAGUGCCUGUGUCCGGUGACAGAUCCUGCUGAUGCUGUAAAUGAGAAUCACCGGUGUAUAUAUCGUCCCUGUUACCCCUGAUAAUGGGAAGACGCCGGCACCCUGAUUUAUACUGCGCUCCGUUCCCGCUGUACAGCGUCCGCUUUCACCGUGGGGAUGGGACUGUUAUCACUGGCGGUGGAGGUGGGUCAUCCAAGACUGGAAUUAAGAACGCCCUGCACUUCCUGCGACUGGAGCGGAUCUCAGACAAGCUUGGUGCAGCGCUACUAUACUCCCAUGACACGGACACCAGGGCCACCAUGAACUUGGCCGUGGCUGGUGAGCUGCUGGCUGCUGGCCAGGAUGCUACAUGCCACAUCUUGCGCUACCAACACCACCCAAAGAAAGAGAAGAAUGAUGGUGGCAUCCGUGGCAAUGUUGAAAGUAAUGACCGGGGGUCAAGGAAGAGGAAGCCGUCGAAGAGCAGCACAGAAGCCAGCGGGGCAGGCACUAAGGAUGACACCCCGGACAUCACCCUGCAGACUGUUGCAGUGGUACAGACAGAUUUCAGCACUGAUACUCUGCAGAAGGCAGUGUGUUUUAACCAAGACGCUUCCAAAUUACUGACAGGGGGUGCUGAUGGACAUAUCCGGAUUUGGGAGGUCCCUGGGAUGAAGAAACUUUCUGAUUAUAAAGCUCAUGAUGGAGAAAUAGAAGAUAUUGCUGUCAGUCCGGGGAAUAAGGUGGUGACGGUGGGGCAGGAUUUCCGCUGCUGUGUGUGGGAGGCAGAUCAGCUGCUGUCUGAGCUUCAUUGGAAUGAAAAUCUGCCAAAUAUUCCGGAUAAAAUGUACAGAUACCGAGCCUGCAGGUUUGGGAAAGGGACGGAUCAGAGGAACAGCCUCCGACUCUACACUGUACAGAUCCCGCAUAAGAGGGAGCGUCGCCCACCCCCGUGUUUCCUCACCAAGUGGGAUGGUCUGAGCUGCUUACCUUUACUCACUGAGCCAUGUGGUAAUGAGGUCACCUCGUGUCUCGCAGUCAGUGACUGUGGAACGUUCCUGGGUUUGGGCUCAGUCACUGGGUCUGUGGCCAUUUACAUCUCUUUUUCCCUUCAGAAGCUGUAUUACGUGGAAGAAGCCCACGGCAUUGUGGUAACAGACCUCGCCUUCUUUCCUGACACAAAGCAAGGCAGGGCCCUGCGGGGUGACAAUGAGACCGCCAUGCUCAGUGUCGCUGUGGACAGCCGCUGUAAACUUCAUGUGGUGCCCAACAGACGAACGUUCCCUGUGUGGGUGGUGCUGGUCCUGUGCGCCGUUCUGGUGGUCUUGGCGAUUACGCUGCUUCAGUACACGUUUCCAGACUUCUUCUAGACAGAGACUGCAUCAGCCCACCAUAGUGUCUGAGAGGUCAUGGGGGGGGUCGGUGGCAGAGAGCCCCAUGUACCCUCCUGGCUCCCGCUGAGGACGAUCGGCUGUGUCAGUGGUGACGUUUCUCUACAUUCCUCAUCUGCUGCCUCAUUAGACGGGGAACAGGGACAAGGAGCUGACGUUUCCUGUACACCGCCACAUAGAUGGGAAGAGAAGGUAUAUAUAUCUGACGGUGACUGCCAGAUAGACCAAGGUGCCCGAGGUGAUGCCACCACCGGAAGAGUGCCUCAUGAUCAGCAAAGGCUUCAUCCCAUCUGAGGAGUCUCUUCCAGAGCCCGGGAGAUGGUCCCUACCCGAUGGUGGGUUACACAACACAAUAUAGCUUCUCCAAUAAAGAGCGUUUUUAUACUCGG
Molecule: messenger RNA, 1834 nt
Organism: Pseudophryne corroboree (corroboree frog)
Lineage: Eukaryota; Metazoa; Chordata; Amphibia; Anura; Myobatrachidae
Gene: PREB
Product: prolactin regulatory element binding
Exons: 10
Coding region: 159-1424 (421 amino acids)
Biological process (GO): protein secretion
Cellular component (GO): endoplasmic reticulum membrane
Molecular function (GO): protein binding; GTPase activator activity; guanyl-nucleotide exchange factor activity
Source: RefSeq, a predicted model, not a curated record